Orussus abietinus is the source of this 13311-nucleotide messenger RNA. It is a transcript of the gene nocte, whose product is annotated as protein PRRC2C. Gene Ontology annotation, biological process: cell differentiation. The record is from RefSeq and is a predicted model, not a curated record. The transcript is spliced from 20 exons. NCBI's taxonomy places the organism in Eukaryota, Metazoa, Arthropoda, Insecta, Hymenoptera, Orussidae. The coding region runs from base 487 to 8700 and encodes 2737 amino acids.
CUCGUCGCGUAGAAGGAGUAGUAGCCCAAGCUUAGGAAAGUGCGGGGGUUUUCACGGGAUUCCUUUGAGGGGCGUCCCUUCUCCAAAAAUCAACAGCCAAGGGCCAACGACGCGAGCAUUUUGACGUUAUUUUGUAGACGGUGGAAAACGAUUUUACGGUCAUUUUCGGAGUGACAGAUUUCGGUGCCUAGGUGGCACGUCUGCGUGAACUAGUCUCCUUGGACGCAUGACGUAAUUGUAUUGAUCGCGGAAGAAGAGCCGAAAGUCGCGUAUUCGCCAUCUUGGAAUCGAAUCGUGGAAAAGAAGUUUGCGUGGCUCCGCAAGCGCGAGAGUAGACGGUUAGAACUGUAAUCCGCGGCGAUCCGUGCGUUAAGUAGUUUUACUGGGAUCAAACCCGUUUCUCAACUUGAAACCCAUUUGGACGGACCAAGACAAAGGGUUCGUUCGUUGGGUCUGAGUGGUACUAAAUGGUUGCCCGCAGACAGCAUGUCUACUCUGUCGGGGAUUGUGUCGAAGGGGGAGAAAGGAAAAUCGAAGUUUCAGUCAUUAGAUAUCAAUAGUUUGUAUCGAGUGAGCAGGGGUGAAUCUUUGGAGCAACACCAGCAGAAAAGCACAUUACCCCGCAAACAUGGAAUGCAGAGUUUGGGAAAGGUGCCCUCGGCACGGCGACCACCUGCUAAUUUGCCCAGUUUGAAAAGUGAACACAGCAGCAGUGACCCGGCAGUUAGUUUAGUACCAAGCGGUGGAAGCGGUUGGGCCACUACUAAGGAUCCUGCAUCAUCGACUACCAGUACUACCACGACUACAGCAACUACACCUUCGGACACUACCACUACCAACGCAUCACCGGCACAAUGUGCUGCCGGGACCACUCCUGCAUCGACCACGCCACAACAUUCGUCACUGCCAGGGCAACAAAAUACCACACAAUCACCACAUUCUUCCGAAACCAGCAACAAAUCAUCAUGGAGUGCAAUCAUGAGCAGACCAGGCGAUGUUGGUGGGCCCGUCGUGGCAGCAGUGGCUGGUUACGCAGGGCUUGUAGGGGGCGGGAGAGGGGGACGAGGUGCCCUCGGACUGAGUUUCCUCGCCCAUCAGUCCCCGCAGUUCCAACACGAGUUUCCCAGUCUCAGUGGACAGCCCUCCGUCUCCGCCUCCACUCAGAGCCAGACUCAACAGUCCUCGACAACGUCCAACGCGAUCUCGGUCACUGUCGAACACCAAUCGUUGUUACAGCACCAGGUGUACUCCCACAGCCACUCAGGAGGUGUAGCAGGUCAACCUCAGCAACAGCAGUCGCAACAAAAUCGGGAGACCAACGCACAGUACGGUCCUGGCCUAAGUCUACGACCUCAAACCGAGGGAAGCUGGAUCCAAGGUGGCAGUCGUUCAACCAGUGGAACCGGGGCAGCUGGGUCCGGGAGUGGGAGUACUCCGGGGGCCCAGGGCCCCCCGCCCGGAGCCGCCGGAUCAGGACACGCCGAGGGACCCGCAGGAGGACGGCCCAACUUGGGCCAGUCGCCAAACAUGGCCAUGGCCCCGGCAGGCCCGAACGGAUCUCAAAACAAUCCAGGCCCUCUUCCUUCCGGCCCCCAUCAAGCCCAAAACAUGCACCAUUAUCGAGGACUCAUUCCUCCAUUUAUGUACAGAGGCAAUUUUCCUGGCGGUUUUCCCUCUCAAUUUCCACCAAACAUUGGCCCUGGAGGACCUCGACCCAGGUUCAACCAUCCGCCAGAACGCUUUCCGCCUCCACAACGCCAGCAGGAGCGUGAACGCUUCCCAGGUUCUCUGGAUGAGGAAAUAAUCCCUAGGCCCAUUAUAAAGGAAGAAGAUUUAAGCCGUAUGGAUGAUAUCUCUCGCGACGCUGGCUGGGCAGCACACGACGACAUCGAUUACAAUCAGAAAUUGACCUUCAGCGACGACGAACCGGAACCCGACCCUCCGAAAAAGGAAGAAAAACGGGAUAUCAAAGAUGAAAAGUCCGUGGAGAUUCCCCCAGAAGACAGAGAAAAACCAAGGGAAAAUCGCGAUAGAGAUUCGAAAGAUGCUCGGGAUCAAUCUUCUCAUCGUUCUUGGAACCAGGCUCCUCCCCUCUCUGGGCCACGCGAUUUCCGUGGGUCGAAUGGCCCCUCCAAUUAUUCCUCGCAACAACAAUUGCGUUCUACACACCCUCUUAAGGCUGUCGAGGAGGAGGAGAUAUGGAAUCAGAGACGUCGGGAACAAGGCGAGAAGGUGGCAUCCGCUGUCGAACGAGCUCGCCAGCGUAAAGAAGAAGAAGAGAAGCGAUUCCAGGAGUUGACUAAGCAAGCAGCGAACAAGAAAUUACACGAUUUAGAACAAAAGUUGAAGGAAAAGAAUCAGGCCAAGCAAAAGGAAGAGGAAUCCAACACUACAGCCGAAUCGAAGUUCAUGAUCAGUGUUCCGCCCGUGCCCAUUCCCUUACCCGAGUGGGAACGUGAGAAAGAAAACAGGGAACGGGAAAGUCGGGAAAGAGAUAAGCCUCGCACAAUUUCCGAAGGAAAAGACGAAAAACCCAGUAACGAAUUUCGCCAUGGACCGGCGCAACCCGAUCGACCAGUGUUUAACAGACAGCAAGAUGCUCCCCACGCAGAGCGUGAUCGCGAACGGGAUCGAGAUCGUGAUCAAAGGGAGAUGAGAGACCGUGACCGUGACCGCGACCGAGACCGUGAGCAGUCGUUUUCUCGUCAUUACCACGCCAACUUACCACCUAGGCUUCAAAAACAGCAGGCAGAAAGAAGCGGUUCCGCGUACAAUCGAACUUCGCCCAGCACGGAAAGACCUCCCUCUCAGUCCGCCUCCUUCUCGCAACAAUAUGAUCCUGCCAAAUGGGCUAAUUGCAAUCAUUCUGGGCCGUUGAGUAGCGGCAUAAAAUCGACGCACCCGGCGCCACCACCACAACGCCGCAGCAGGACUGACUCUGAUGUGUCCAAUCCGGUAGAUGAAGAAAGAUCUCCUUCCCGAAGUCACCGUGGACCACCCCCUAGAGAUGAGCGUUAUCGUCAUUCAGUGCACAGAAACUACGACAGUCGCAAGGCCAGCGGCUAUCAUGAUGACUAUAAUCGUGGUUACAGAGAAUACGAAUACGACGACAGGCAUGGUCGCGAUUCUUGGGAAAGAGAAAAGCACUACGACGAUAAGGAACGCGAUGCUAGAGAAUCUCGUGACGCUAGAGAUGUCCGUGACACAAGGGAUGCCCGUGAUACUAGAGAUGCUCGUGAUACCAGAGAUGCUCGGGAUGCCAGAGACGUUCGCGAUGUUAGAGACAACCGCGACAUCAGAGAUUCACGCGACAGGGAUAAUCGAGAUAGUAGAGAUAGUAGAGACAGUAGAGAAAGCAGAGAGAGCAGGGAGAGCAGGGAUGGUAGAGAAAACCGAGAAAACCGAGAAAGCAGAGAGGGCAGAGAGGGCAGAGAGAACAGAGAGGGUAGAGAAACCAGGGAGAGCAGGGAGAGCAGAGAUAAUAGAGACAAAAAGGACUACGAUAAUUACUCUAAACAGGAAUCCUUCGACGAGCGCGAGCCAAUGAGAGAGCGCCCGGAAGCUACCGAAUGGCGAGAAGAGCGUGCUCCCCUGGAUCGGCAAUCCGACAGCAGGCGUGACAUCAACUCCAGAGAGGAUCGCGCCGAGAGAAGCGAGCGUCCCCAGAGACCGGACUCGCGAGAUAGUCGUACUUCCCGCGAAUCGAGAACGUCUCUACGCGACGACGAUUCUCACAAGUCUCGCGACACCGGCUUGUGGAUCAACGACAUCCCUGACUACGAGGAAAAGAAGCGAGACAUAUACCGCGAAGAUACCAGAGAAAGGGAGAGAGAUCGAAGGUGCCCGCCAGGCCCGGUGACCAGAGAAAAGCUGGAGGCCGACGAACCCAAGGGAGAAAAGCGAAACCUGACUCAAUUAAAGCGUGCCAACUCGGAGGUGGAAAAGAAGGACCUCGCGAAGGAUAUGCCUUCAAUGGAGUCAAAGAAGGAAACCGACACGUGGAACAGGAAAAUGGAACGUACCCCGGAGAACAGUAGAGCUAUCGACAGAGGCAAUUCCCCGAAGGCUUGGGCAGAUGCCGUCUCACCUACUUUUGAAAAGGAAGAAGAGAAACUACUGGAGCCCAUUAAAGACGAUAAAGACACGUUGGAUCUGAAGCAGAGCAUGGAGAAGUUGAGCCUGGACAAGAGAGACGACGUCCUUAUCGAGGAGAGCAAGGAAGAGACUAAGGACGAAAAGCGAGAGAAGAACAUACGGAAUAGGACGAACAGCGGCGGCUCAAGAGGACGAGAACCUCGCGGUGUACGCCCGUGGGGUGGCGGCUAUAACGUCGUGUAUCACCGCGCGUGGCGUGGUCCAGAGUCCAGAGGACGACGCGGUGGUUCCAGAUCUAUGGCGAGACCAGGAUCUGCCAGGAGUGGAUCUUACGGGCAUACGGAUUCCGAGAUGAGCGGCGACGAGGUCUCGGGAUCUACCGAGUCGGGAAAGGAAGAGAGGAGAUCCUCGGUCAGAUCGCCAAAGCUGUCGUCCCAGAAGCUGGAAAAGGACGACCGUAACCGGGAGGCCUCGCGGCGCGAGGAGAAGAGGAGCGAGUACUCUCAAUCACGCACCGAGAAACGAGGAUACGACAGCAGGUCCAGUCGAGAAGGAUUCGCGCCCUCGGGGGAACCCUCCCGUCGGGGACGAGGGGGGUUUCGACUUCGUGGCGCCACAACUGGAGGUCGGAUGGAGGGAUACGGACCUCCCCCGAGCAAGAGUCCAUUUUCUUCCGAGCGAAGCACAGAGGAGAAACAGGGUGCCGGCCGUCAGGGCUCGCCUACGCCUGCCUCGGAGAACGACGCGAACGCUCUCCCCGGUCAACAGGAAUCGAACGACGAUAAAAUCAUAGCAAAGCAGCAGGCGCUUACGGCUGGUAUCACCGGACGACAUGCAAAGUCACCGAACCAGUCGGCCCAGCAAGGCGGUGUCAAACAGGACGCUGGUCACCUGAAUUCGGGGCAUGGUGGUCCGUUGUCCAGGUCGCAGUCCAGGAAAGACGAAUCCCGAACCAAAAGGAAUCACAGUGGAAAUAGAAGAGGACGAGACAGUCGCGAGGCCCGGUUUCGUAGUGGCGGUGCCAAUAUCACGAAGCAGAACUCUUCGGACGUAGGUAACGAGGAUUGGGAAACGACAUCCGAAAACAGCGAGGAGCAAAUAGACGAUCGAAAGCCUUCCCGCAGCCACGGGAAGUCGUUGUCGAGUCGCGGAAGCCAGAGUGCUAACCAAAACUCAGUGAGCAAUAACUCACAGGCACGUAAAAGUGAGCAAUCCGUGAAUAAUAGGGAGCAACGCGACAAGAACUUGAAGUCUUCCAAUGCAUCCUCGCGAGCGCCCGGAGCGGAGAAACGCAACGUGCAAAACUCUACGUUCAACAGUCAACGAAGUCAUUCCGGUAACAUACCACCCCUAAUGCAAACCAGUCAGACUCAAAACGGCCGGCCGAAGAGUCAAGGUUCGGCUAACGGUGCCUCGAUUUCAGGAAAGCCCGUUAAGGAGAGCACGGUCAAUCGCGUCGAUGAAAUCAAACUGAACGACCCCAGCUUGGUCAACCAGGCUAUCAACGACAUCAACAAGAAGGUUCAAGCCAAAGAAAAGAAAACCGUGGACGGCGAUGCGGAGGUCAACAAUUAUUCUGGGGGAGACGAGGGAAGCAACGUCGCCGAAGACAAAAUGGACUCUGACGGUUUCCAGGAGGUGCGUUCUAAGAAGAACGUCAAAGAAUCUAGGCACAGCCAGAAGGACGAAUCCAAGCCACCGAGACGAGAAAAGGAAAAGGACAGGGAACGGGACAGAUCCAAGUCUAAGUCGAACGGCCCACAACCGACGCCUCAGCAGGUUCAAAACAUCCCGCCCUUGUUGGGUCAGCCAAUAGCUCAGCCGACGAACAUGCCUCAGAAACAGUUCGACAGGAAUACGAAUCGCCAGAAGUUGGCACCAAGAUUUGCCAAACAGAAAUUGGCCAAACAGCAGCAACAGAUGACAGGAGGAGACUCGAACGAUUCGGGUAAAACGAGCAACUCGACGAGUAACUACUCAAAGGACUCGUCCGGUGGUCCUGCACCACCUCCAUCCGUCAAUGCCUGGGAUAAGCCGUUUACCAGCCAGCUGCGGUCCAACUCACCCUCGGCGGUACCAGCCGAUAUACAGUUGAUGUCAGGUCUUACCGGACAGACCGAUCAUAUACACGAAGGCAAUGAACAAGCUAAUUCUGGAAACAGCAGCCAGCGGAACUCUCCUAGUGGUGACAAACCCGGAAAGUCUACAAAGGAACCUGUCGGAGAAAAGAACGUGUCGGACUCGUCGUCGCCUCCGGUACAGACGUUGAUAUUCGAGAACACGAAUUACUCGAAAACCACGAAGACUGGCCCGUCUGAUCUUGCUACGAAGAAUAAAUACUCGAAUCACAUAAAGAGCCAGGGAAGGACGGACAAACGAGGAGAAAUGGAAGAAGACAGCAACCAGCUGCAACAUCAACAGCAAGCGAUGUCCGUAGCUUUCUCGAACAAGCCUAAUGAGCUGAUCAAGGACAAGUCUCAGGAGCCUAUACAGAUGCCGCUUUCCUUUAAUAAGAGCGAGGACAACGCCGAUAUGAAAUUGGAUUUUACUUUCGAUUCGGAUCUUUCUCAGCUGACCGACGACAAGAGCAAGAGCCUCGGUAUGCCCCGAUCCAUGCACAUGACCGGCGGGCAAAGCACUAUCUCACCAUCUACGGCGGAGUUGAACUUGAAGAUCGCCUCCGUGAAGAAGGUCUGGGAAAAUGCCCCGCCCAUGCCUACGGUGGUUGAGCACGAAGACGGAAACGUGGUGAGCACCGCCAACAGCUUCCCCCAGGCCUUUGAAAGCGGCGACGUCGACGACAGUUACAGCCCUCAUCAGCAAUACAACCAGGGCAACAUGAAGAACGAGAUCACCACUUCCACAAAUGUAUGCAAGCUGGUUCCCCCGCAGGUGAAGCCGCAGCAGCAAUCCUCGGGCACCGGUGGCCCCCAGCCGGGGUCAGCCGUUCCCGGGCCUAGUCCCAUAGGACCUGGACAAAGUCCCAUUGGACACCCCCCGGCGAGUCUUCAAGGCCCUCUUAGCCCGCCCCCCUUCAAUUCAACUGGACAGCCUUCUCACAUUAAUUACCAGGAGUUCCCGCAAUACCCCGGAUCCCAGGCAGCCCAGUAUGGAAGCAUGUCUGCGAUUCCAUCGCCACCGGCGGUGCUAUUCAACACUGGCUCCGGUCAACUACCAGCCCAAGCAAGUGGCCUCUACGGAGCUUUUCAACUGGAUCAGAGCCGGUCCCCCUUCACGCAGUAUCCUCCUUACGCUCCGUCCCUUCAAAGUUCAUUCAACCAGCAGAACGUCUAUUUGCAACAACCGCCACCUCCGCCGCAUGCUCCAAAUGCGCCGACGCCUGACAUGUAUCAAAGCAACUUGUCACAGUACAGAAUCACUGCUGCUGCUGCGCCUCCUUUCGCACAGAAUCAACAGUUGAGCAACAAUCCGAACACGGUCCUGAUCAGUUCGUCAUCGAAUUCUUUAAUGUCAGCAAGCGUAAAACCUUCGUCACAACCGAUCGGUGCUAUUGGCACAAAAGCCCCGCAUUACCAAGCGGCUUCAGCACCUCAACCGAAUCAAGUGGCAUACAUUCCUUACGAUCCCAAUCAAGUAUUGGGCGUAAGUGGCAGCUACAUGGGUAAUUCUCAACUUGUUCAAAGACCAGGUCCUAGCGUACAGCCUUCGGCAAAUAGCUACUACAGUGCUACAUCUGCCGAUGUAUUCCCUGGAUCGCAAACUGGUUUUUACCAACCUGGCGGUGCAGCCCAACAAACAGGAACUCAUUAUGGUCUCCAAGGUUUUGGGACACAUAGCCAAAGUUUGGGUACAGGCAGUGCCACUCCUGUACUCCAGAACUUUAACUCCCAGUUUCUAUCGAAUUCAGGAUUGCAAAUUGCUGCGGCAGCUGCAGCACAGCAAUUUCGUAAUCCUAAUGGAGGUUUACCCGGCCCCGCAAAUGCGGCCGCUACGUUUCUCAGCAAACAUCAACAACAAGAGCAACCUAGACAAUUGAAGAGUCCUUCGGGAAAUCAACAAGAUGUGCUUGCAUCGGUUUUUAGCUCAACACCACAAAUUCCGUCGCCAAAGUCACGGAAUUGUAAGCAGCAAGCAGCAUCGCAACAACCACAACCAAGUCCGACGCAGCACCAUAAAUACCAACAAUAUCAGGGCGUUGGUCAGUCUGCUCUGGUAAGCAGCUACAAUAACUAUGUCCUUCAACAAAAUGUACGUGGAAUGGGCAUGCCACCUCGUGCCGGCAUUCAACCAUCGCAACAACGUUAUCCACCUCCGAUUCAAAGGCCGGUGGUGCCAUUCCCACCAGGUCCAAACCCAAAUAAUCCAACACAACAGCAACCAAAUUGCAUGCCGACUCAGCAACAAACUCAAAUCAAUCGGCACAGGCCGAACAUGCAUCAACAGCAACAGCAACGCAAUAUGAAAAUGCAACAACAAUAUUACUCCGGACAAGGUAACGUUAAAAUGGAUUCUAGCGAUAAGAAUGAUUCACACAGUGAUAAGAUUACGGACGGCGGCUCUGGAAACCAAACCGUAGGUAAUAAGUCCAACGUGAAUCAACAGGACGGCGACAGCAAGGAAGAAGUAAACCAGCAAAAUGAGUAAACGUCGGAAAACGUCGUUUCCAAGAUGUGCGAACUUAUUCAUUGAUUCUAAACGAUGACUUUAAAACUACAAAUUGAGGCUACUUUAAUUAAAACGUGAGCGAUCAAUUUCAAGGGCUGUCCUCUUCGAGAGCGUCGUAGACCGCGCAAAUAAUCAAUUUUCAUGCACGCUCAAUCACUCUGGUCAUGACCGUGUUAACUUUUUACGACCGCCGAGCGUUUUCUUUUUUCUAAUGAAAACUACGAUAGAGCCUCUGGCGAGACACAUUGGAAUGAAAAACUAUAAUAACUUAUGCAAUCAUCUGAUUUAACAAAAGUGUGAUCUUAGUGGACACUUCGAAACGUUAACGAUGAUCACAUCUCGGAAUAUAAAGACAAAGACAUUUGAAAAGGCGAUGUAGCGUUCUACGUUCCAUCUCGUGCGUAAAAAUGACUAUUAGUGCGAGGCUCGUCAGGCCUCCAAAAAAGUGUAUUCCAUACGAAAAAAAAAAGAGCAUCUAACGGAACGAAUGUCCGUAACUCGUCGCGAUUGCAAUUACGAGGCGUGCACUCGAGACGAAAGCGUGGAUCACCGGAAUGUGCCUCGGCAAAGUGCACGUACUACUUUCGAGAAGGGAACGAAUAAAAGAAAUUGACGCGCAUCGAUGCGACGAUCCGAAUAAUUCGCGAAGCAGGAAAGUGAAAACCCUAGGCAUCUGGAAAAGACUGUUAUCAGUGCUCAAACGUAUGGCUCAUUGACGCGAAAAAGAAGGAUUUAUCGGAGAGAUCUGCCUUGAAUCAGCUAAGAGACUUUCGUGCCCAAGGCGCUAAAACGGUAGAUUUUUCAUCGCACGUGUUUAUAAUGGAAGUGCGAUCUCGAUACAUGCAACGAGACGAGACUAAUCGGUCAAAUAAGAGCAAGACGAAAAGUGCGAAGGGGGCGCGAUCACACACAAACACACACACGGUGUUUUAUGGAUUGGUACGACCUCGAUAUUUGUUAAAAGUACUAAAAUCAUUAGCAUUAUGUAUUUAAAACGAAAAAAAGUGCCGCACGUGUCACGGAGGAUCGCGCAUCGGUGUACCGAGACUUCGCAUGCGGCUAGGAGUCCCCCUGUAUCGGAUUAAACGCGUAUACAUAUAUAAUCUCGUUAUGUCGCUAACGCGCGAAUGAAUACCACGAAUGAAUGAAUUGUAUAUUCCCUGCUUUUCGUUGCAGAUCUCUCGAGUUAUUAUAGACGAAAUGAUAACGAAGCUUAUAAAAAUAAACGCUAGUGUUUACAAAAUGAAAUCACGAUUACUUCGUCGUUCGAGGAUCGAUUCUUCGGCGUGGCUCAGGGUGCGGCUCGCGUUCGUAAGCCCCUUUGGUCGGACUCUCUUAGUCGGACACGAACCGUAAAAAGAAGACAAUUAUCGGAGGAUCAUUCACACCAUGUACUGCCAGUCGUCCGAGACGACAAAAACUCGAGACGUUUUUCCCUCGAUUCGUGAGUCACCGAGGUGCAACCGGGGUCGAGGAGAAUCGGUCACAAGAUUCGCGGAGAAAACCGUUUUUACUUUUUAACUAAACUUGCGCGUGACUGUGAUUUAUGCGCCUCGACCGCGAAAAGUACCGCCUGGACGAUUGGCCGCGAAUGACUAUUCAGGCGAUACGUUUCGUUUGCGCGAAGAUUCAAAGGUGUACGCGCGCGUUCCCUGACUUUCUCAAAGGGAACGGCGACAUGCCCGGAACAUGCUUCUGUCCGACACGUUGAGACGAAGAUUGUCAAGGCGGGACCCGGACUCGUUCGAGAAACACUUGAGAAAAUGACCGGAUAAUAUCGAAUAUACGCCGGAUAUAUGGAUGACGGAUCGCUUUCGGCGCACUGCCGCACAAAGUACACACAUAUGCCGGCGUGUAUCCCAAGCGUUGCAAGACCGAGACGUACGUCUACUUAUUUAAGGAUAGACCCGCGGACGUUGGAGAGAAGAUGCUUGUAAGACUUCCUUACUCAUCCUACUACUAUUACCGACUAUUACCGCUAGUACUACCGCAACACCACAAUUAUUGCAUCAUUAUUAUUAUGAUUAUUACCUUUAUUAUUCUUCUUAUAUGAUUACUAUUAUGGUUAUUUUCUUAAGUCUACCGUAACUGCUGUACGUGUACACUCGGCGGGUGUCGUGGGCGGAUGUUAAAACGCGAGCGAACGAGUUGCAUAAGAGAAAGAAAGAGUUGCACGAUUUACGAAGAUAUGCCGUUAGGGUACUAUACAGAUUUAUGGAAGGUGUUAGGGGAGAGUGUUUAAUUACGUCUCUACUCGAUGCGUAAGAAGCGUCGGAAAUGAAUGUACGCGUUCCGAAAGCAAAUCGGGGGUGUCUCGAGAAAACGUCACGGUGAAGGCGUUCAAGAGCAAUUUCGAAGGACCUAGCAGAAGUUUAAUCGUGGAAUCUAAUAAACCCAAGGUCUUUCGAUGCUCUCGGUACGCCGCCAUACCGGGGUCACAGGGUCAUUUGGCUUUUGACCGUUGAUUAAUUCAUUAAUUCACUCCCGCUUGGCGAAUUUGACGGCUUCGAGCAUCGUAGCCUCUCGAACCCUCGAUAAAUUCCAGAGAGAGACGACGGUGCUCGAAACGUUCUAAGCGAAUAACUAAUGUAAGAGUUUCGCCACGGUGAAUGCCGGGCACGCGAACAAGGUAGCCCUUUCCGACCCGACUUACGCGUCGCGUCAAUCGCUCGUGAGAUGGUACUUCUUAAAUUGUGUCUUGGGCAAAUGGCGAGGGUGACUUUGGGUCCGCUUUCUUUUUUAACGAAGCCACCGAGAUACGCAUAUCGUUCAACUAUUCGGGUAUUAGCCAACCCGAAGCCAGAGAGGCGCAGACUUUUCUCUGGGUCGCGCAGGACGACGGAGGGAUUGCUCGUGCAGAUACGGUCCGAGAGAGAUCUCUAAUUAUUGCCACUGACAAUACGCGACCUGUAGAUAUUGUUUUAUUUCAAAGACUGAGAGACUCGUGCGUAUUGUCUUUGCGUCAGGGCGACAAGUCGAGGGACGGGAAAUGGAUCGGAGGGGGAAAGAGAACGAGUCGACUGCGCGUUCCACCCGGCCUCGAGGUUGACGAGUCGGAAGGCAAUGUUGUUCGAACGAUAGUAAAACCGUACUCGGAAUGAUUGCACUCUUCCCGAUGUGGGGAGACGCGGACUCCCGAGGACCCAAGUCCCGAAUUGCGCCUGUAAUUUUAUCUAUUUGUAGUUAGCGACAUGACAACAGUAACUUAUAUAUUUACCUGCUAAACUAUAAUAAAGUUAUUAAAGGCAUGGAAGCACUAUGGUUAAUUAGUAGAUCGUGUAUUUACGACUGGGAGAACCUAAGGGACUGUACGCGCGCGAGGACGAGGCGACACCUACCUUUAGGCUCGGAUAUGGAAGGACGAGUCCGCUGCUCUACCGAACGCAUAUUAUAACUCGUGUAAAUGUUAUUUAAAACUCGAUACUUACGAUCGGCUGUCUAUGUCAAACUGUUUUUAUCUUGACGCGGGCAGAACUUGCGCGAAACCGGAUACGCCCGACGCACCGAUUCUAACCGAUUAUAAUUAUAACGACGAACGCUCUUUUAGGCGAAUCUUGUAGCUCUCGCGAGACUCGGUCGAAACGGCUUUUGCCGCAAUCGCGCGUACUUCUUUUACGAAGAAACUACCACACGAUGCAUUUUGCUUUUUAUACGUCUCUACUGGUUGAUGUUACGACACGUACAAAAAUUGAACCCCAGUCCUGGCAAGGUACGCGAACGAAGCGCCGCGAAAUCGCGAGGUCAUGUUUUAGGAGUAAUUAGGGUCUUGUAUUCGUUGGUUGUUUAAGUGUAUUAGGAGAGACUCGAUACACGUUUGUUAUAGUGAAAAAGUAUUGCGACGCGUCGGCGACCGCUCGAGAAUCCACGUCGAAGUUCGCCGCUCGGCGUGUGACAAGUAAUUAAUUAUGAAAAAUUAUACGAGAUGUCGCUGAUUCCGAUUCCGAGAGGCGCGAAGUAAUCGGGCGUACUUUCAAUUGGGACGCAAUUUUUCAAUGAAUUAACCGAUGCGUCGCACCUAUCAAAAACGCGUUACGGGAAGAACGGGAACGGCGAGCCACGCGUGCAUCCUAGGGAGCGAGCGUAUUUUUUAUUGGUAGUAACGUGCAUGAUUUUUCUUUUUAAUCGCAAUCGUGUGCAUGUAUACGAUCUCUACGUUGAAACGUGAAUUACCAGAAGGAAUACGAGCGAAACUGGGAUCGCGCACUGUGGCUCGUAUGACCGUUUUUAGAGAAUUUUGGCAAAGGGCGGUCGAAAGAAAUUUCCGAAGAAUAUAUCGUUCCUAAAAUUAUUCAAAGGGACGAACUGAUUCUCAUUUGGGGAACGGUAACUCCAUAGGAUAAAUCGAACGUGAAAGAGCAACAAACGAAAUGAAAUGGUGGCUGCGAGCGCUGGAACGUAUACAUUUACAAUUCCGCUACUGUACACGGGUCUUUUAUGUUUGUAUUAACAAUUAUUGCUACCGUGAUUUCCGUGUUGAAAGAUAUAUGCGUAAAAUAGUAGAGAAAAGAAACAUACCGUAUAUGCUAUUCUUAAGAAGUAAUGGUCGGAAUAAGAAUACCCAAUAACGAAAAUAAAAAAAAUUCAUUGCUA